Messenger RNA from Magnusiomyces paraingens, 678 nucleotides. RefSeq lists its product as uncharacterized. The transcript is spliced from 2 exons. Gene Ontology annotation, biological process: vesicle fusion; endoplasmic reticulum to Golgi vesicle-mediated transport. The coding region runs from base 1 to 678 and encodes 225 amino acids. The record is from RefSeq and is a predicted model, not a curated record. Gene Ontology annotation, cellular component: cis-Golgi network; Golgi medial cisterna; Golgi membrane. Lineage: Eukaryota; Fungi; Ascomycota; Dipodascomycetes; Dipodascales; Dipodascaceae. Gene Ontology annotation, molecular function: SNAP receptor activity.
AUGGCCACAUUUUCACAACUCCGAGCACAGCUCCGAUCGCUGGAGACUGAUUCCCAGCAUUUACUAUCUGACUUUUCCAGUUUUGCUCAAAGUAUAAGUUCAUCUGCAACGGAAGAAGAGCUACGCCUUAGCAAGGACAUUGAAGAGAAUUUGGCAAAAAGAGAGGAAACCAUAGCUACGCUUGCUCGGACUGUAAACUCUGAAGACACACCUUCAAUUACAAAAGAUCACCAGCUGCAACGCCACAAAGAAACUUUGGCGGAAAACAGAGCAGAUUAUAUCAGACUAAUCAACAGCAUCAAACAGGAGCGAGUGCGCACAAACCUGCUAUCGUCUGUUCGCACAGACAUUGAGUUGCAUAGGGCACGCGAGAGCAAUGGAAGCGGAAGAGAAGCAGGCAUGAGCGACUCAGAUUACAUGAUUUCAGAGCGCAACAGAAUAGAUAACUCUCAUAGUAUGGCUGAUUCAAUUUUAGCACAAGCCUAUGAAACACGAGAAGAAUUUGCACGACAAAGACAAAGUCUUUCUAAUGUCCAACGAAGGUUGCAAAAUACACUAGGGCAGGUUCCUGGAAUUAAUACUCUCAUUUCUAAAGUCAAUACACGUAAGAAAAGAGAUAGUUUGAUUUUGGCUGGUAUUAUCACCCUUUGUAUCUUGUUUCUGUUGUUCGUGCGUUAG